Molecule: messenger RNA, 510 nt
Organism: Opisthorchis viverrini
Lineage: Eukaryota; Metazoa; Platyhelminthes; Trematoda; Opisthorchiida; Opisthorchiidae
Exons: 2
Coding region: 1-510 (169 amino acids)
Biological process (GO): mRNA splicing, via spliceosome
Cellular component (GO): spliceosomal complex; U4/U6 x U5 tri-snRNP complex; U5 snRNP
Source: RefSeq, a predicted model, not a curated record
AUGUCGUACAUGCUCUCACAUCUGACGAAUGGUUGGCAAGUGGACCAGGCCAUUCUAUCGGAGGAGGAUCGCGUGGUCGUCAUUCGCUUCGGUCAUGACUGGGAUCCUUCGUGUAUGGUUAUGGAUGAAACGUUAUUCAAAAUAGCAGAAAAAGUUAAAAAUUUCGCCGUUAUUUACCUUGUGGAUAUCACCAAAGUUCCGGAUUUCAACAAGAUGUACGAAUUGUAUGAUCCUUGCACUGUGAUGUUCUUCUAUCGAAAUAAACACAUUAUGAUUGAUUUGGGAACAGGGAACAAUAACAAGAUCAAUUGGCCGAUUGAAGAUGGUCAAGAAAUGCUGGAUAUUAUCGAGACUGUAUUUAGGGGUGCACGUAAAGGACGUGGUCUUGUAGUUUCACCCAAGGACUACUCGACGAAGUACCGCACCCUUCCAGUGCCUGACUGCCAUGCCACCAGAAUGAAGCACGAGGUCUGGGAUAUCGUCAAGUUGUCCACGCGUAGACAACUGUAG